GUGGUUUGCUGCUUUGCCAACGAACCGCUACCAACCAAACAACUGCAACCACCACACAGCCACACACGGCGAAGAUGAGCGCUCAUCGUGGCAAGUCGCGGCUGGAGCAGAUACAGGUCCGGCUGAGGCAGCAGAUCACAAGCGCACAGCAAGGCCAGUUGUCUGCACUACAAGAGCGCAAGCGCGUCCUCGAGCAGGAGCGACAAAAAGUGAAUGAGCAACGCCGGGCCAUCGAGGCGUUGAGAAACAAGUCUGUGCGGUCGCGCGAACAAUCGUACACGCUUGCCGGUGGUUUGGACAGACAACGCUCGGCAUCAGAGAAGCUGCUGAAGCCCAACAUUCGAUACCGAAGCCGACGCGUGGCACCGCUGACGGAAGAGCGGCGCUCGGCGCCACUGAACGAGCGACCGCGCCCGCCCGUCGAGCCGGAGGCCCGCUCCUCAAGCGCAAGCAAAGUCCAUGAUCGCCAGGUUGCCAAGAAGAAGGUCAAGCACCCUCUUGCCAAGGGCAACAGUGCAACAACCAGCCAGCCUUCCAAGCCACGUGCAACCAAGCCCGACACGGCGAAGCCGCAGAGCGACACCAGCAGCCCGCCCGGCCCGCUUCGGGACAGCGCUGAGGACGCGUUUUCGCAGUUUGAGGCGCACGCUGAGCAGCAGCGCCGGCGUGCACAGGAAGAGGCCGAGGCAGAAGAGAGGGAGCAAGAGCACCAGCGUGCCAUCGAAGCAAAGCACCGCCGCAAGAAACUCGAGGCGCUGAAGAAGCGGCAGGAGGAACGGCAGCAGCGCAUGAAGGAGAGGGCAAAGGCCAAGGACGAGGAGCGACUGCGGAAGAAGCAGGAAGCAGAGGCGGCAGAGACCACCAGCCAGCACAGCAACGACAAUGUCCAGGCAGCAUCCCCUGAGCGGCCACUGCCGACAACUGGGGCGCAGAAACGCAGUCAGCACGCAACCCCACGCAAGACACCAGCACGCAAGCCCGCGCCAGCGGAACACACACAAGCUGAGGCGCCACGCGGCGAUGAUCGUACUGAUGUGGCCACACCAGCGCCCACACACUCCCACAACAGCGACACCAGCGAUAAGAGCAGCAGCAGCAGUAGUAGUUCACAGCGGGCGCCGCGGCCGCCACCAACACAGCAGCCGGCAGCGCGCGGGCGACGACAGGUGCGAUCGGGUGCAAGGGCAAAGGGCACCAGCGCUACCAGCAGCGCCAGUGGCCGUGGUGGUGGUGGUGGUGGUGGUGGCAGUGGCAGUGGUGGACGGCAGCAGGAAGCGGAGAGGGCGCGACCCAAAGCGCCGGCGGGCGAACCGAUCCGGCAGAUGGUGGAGGAGCUCAUGCCCGAUGGCAGCGUGCAGAUGAUUGAGCUUGUUCUCUACCCGUGCCCAAUCUGCGGCCGCAACUUCAAGCAGGAGAGACUUGACGCCCACAAGCGCGCAUGCGAGGCGAACAGCAAGAAAAAGAGAAAGAAGUUUGACAUGACAAAGCAGCGGCUGAAUGACCUGGGCCAGGACGCAAUCAGAAUGGCCAAAAACGCAAGCAAGACCGAAGUGAAAUACAAGAAGAAGGCAAAGAAGAGCAACUGGCGGGCGAAACACCAGCAGUUCAUUGCGGCGAUCCAGUCGGCCAAAGGCGCGGACGUGGACGUGCCUGUCGUGGAGGACCCAGACCUCGUCAAGUGCAAGUUCUGUGGGCGCACGUUCAACGAGGAUGCUGCGAAUCGCCACAUCCCCGUGUGCGAGCGCAACGCCAAGAAGAAGGCGAUGGCGCAGGGCGGAAACUCCAAAGGCAGCAAGGGGACGCGCCGCCGCAGAUAAACACACACACACACGCACACACACACACACACACACACACACAC
Molecule: messenger RNA, 1861 nt
Organism: Salpingoeca rosetta
Lineage: Eukaryota; Choanoflagellata; Craspedida; Salpingoecidae
Exons: 7
Coding region: 75-1817 (580 amino acids)
Source: RefSeq, a predicted model, not a curated record